Molecule: messenger RNA, 7480 nt
Organism: Globicephala melas (long-finned pilot whale)
Lineage: Eukaryota; Metazoa; Chordata; Mammalia; Artiodactyla; Delphinidae
Gene: CHADL
Product: chondroadherin like
Molecular function (GO): protein binding
Source: RefSeq, a predicted model, not a curated record
UCACCCUUUACCCGACCUCUGGGCUGCUGCUCCACUGGCCCCUUCAUUGCCCCAUUGGUGGGCCUGGCUGAGCUGGACGGUGUCCAGAGUUUGCCACAGGCCCUGCUGGCUGCACAGGCAGGGGCCCCUGGGCCUGCCUGGGAAGCUGCCACGGGGCCCAGAGUGGAGGGCACCACCCCUGGGGUCCUCUCCUCCGGCUGCCACAGCGGUGUGAGGAUAGCCCAGCACUUCUUACUGCCCCUCCUAGACAGCAGGCACAGGAGCAGAGAGGUCCCUCCGACGUUUUUUAGGGGGCAGUGUGUCUUUAUUGGCCACGGACUACUCCAGCAUCUUUCUAGGCCGGGUGGCAGAAGCGAUGCCCAGGCCCUUGCCCUCCCCUCCUCCCAGCUGAUAAAGCAGGUGGAGGUCCGACCAACUCCACCCCCAUCUCCUUGUCUGGCCCUGUUUUGAGCUCUGGGGCUGCAGGUGCAGCCCUCGGAGAGCUCCCAGCCUGGUGCAGGAGACCAUGUGUGGUCCAGAGUGGGAACUGUGGGCAGUGAGGUCAGAGAAGCCUUCAAGAGUGACGGGUGCGAGAGCUGAGUCUUGAGGUUCAAACAGGACUUUUCACAGGUGAUAUUUGAGAGACGGAGAAACUGCAGCUUGGAGCCGAAUAGGGGUCUGUCCAAGGUUUUCUGGCCUGGGUGUUCCUUCCCUCCAGGCCACCCGGGGCUGGCCCUUGUUCCUUCCUAGCUAAUGCGGGUCCAAGCUUCAGAUCAGACUGAGAGAAGCAGCACAGAUCUCGUUUCCUUAACCUCACAACAGGUCGGCAGUGCCUGACUCCUGGGACCCAGGGACUGAGGAGGGUGCCCCGCCCCUGCUCAGCCCUUCAGAGCAGCUCCAGGUGCAGGGAAGGGCCUGGGGGCCUCUACUUGCUGCUUACUGAGAAAGGAAAUUUCCCCCCAGACUCAAACGCCAACCCUAAGAUUACACAGGCUCCAGGUCCCUGAGCACCGUGAUUUGGGGUCUGCAAGAUCACAGAUGCCUUUGCCUGGGCAGCCUGUGACCCCCACAUAGGAAGGCCUGCUCAGCACCAGGCUAUUCCCACUAAAAGGAGCUCAGCUAUGGGCCAGGAGCUCACAAACUUAUCAACUCCAUUCUAAAAGCUCAGACUGGAAAACCCCCAGGAAGCAUGGCAGAAGGCACUCCUAGCAGCACUGUUUGAUGGCAGGAACCUAGAAGUUACCCACAGGCCAUCAGGAAAAUGGAUCAGGAGCCAAGCCGCACAAUGCAACGUUACACAGCAGUGACAGUGCAUCCACUGCGGCUCGGCACGCACCGUGCACGCCGUGGAUGGAUCAGUAGUGACGUCGAGUGAAGAAAAUCUGUCUAACGCCCUUAGUUCAAAAGCCAGUAAAUGGAACGUGUGGGCGUGUGUAUGCGUGUGACAAACCCAGCUUUCACGACAGGAGUUAGUCUGGGGAGGGCAGGGGACAGGACGGGGUGGAAGCACAGUUAGGCCACCGUUGUGCACCAAGAUUCUAAGUGAUCUAAAUCCGUUUGCCUAAGGAGCCAUAUUUUUUAAAGGAAAAUUAAACACAGGAGAGCAUUUCUUGACACAAAAAGCACAAGCCAUAAGAAAACUUGCCUAUUUCAAAAUAAAAAGUGAAAAACAAUGACCAAAAAUACUGUAAAAGUUACCGACAAGGUGAGAGAGUAGAAAGACAUUGCGACAUAUAUAACAAGGAUUCAUGUUGAGAAUAUACAUCCAGUUGAAAACUGGGCAAAGGGUAUAAACAGGCAGUUCACAGAAGAGGAGACCUGAAGAGCAAAAAGAAAUUAUGUUCGGGCUUCCCUGGUGGCACAAUGGUUAAGAAUCUACCUGCCAAUGCAAGGGACACGGGUUCGAGCCCUGGCCCGGGAAGAUCCCACAUGCCGCGGAGCAACUAAGCCCGUGUGCCACAACUACUGAGCCUGCGCUCUAGAGCCUGCGAGUCACGACUACUGAGCCCACGUGCCACAACUACUGAAGCCCGCGCGCCUAGAGCCCGUGGUCCAUGACAAGAGAAGCCACCACAAUGAGAAGCCCGCGCACCGCAAUAAAGAGUAGCUGCCGCUCGCCGCAACUAGAGGUAGCCCGUGCACAGCAACGAAGACCCAACACAGCCAAAAAUUAAUUAAUUAAUUAAAAAAAAAAAAGGAAUUAUGUUCAACUUUACUGGAAAAUAAGGAAAUGUGAAAUACAACCACAGAUAAUACCAUUUCAGACCAGACUGGCAAAUACGAUUAAAAGAGGUGACACCAGGAAAGAGGUGAAUCUGGCACGUCUUACACGUUGCUGGAGGGAUGUCAAACUACUAAAAGCCACUAUAGACAGCAAUUUGGCAGGUACUGAGAAAGCUGAAAAUGCACGUAGCCCGUGACCCCAAAUUCCAUUUCUAAGGAUCUACUUGAGAGAAACUUGUAUGUGUACACAAGGAGACAUGUACAACAGCAGCCUGAUGAGGGAUACCAGGAAAUUAAGAAAUAACCAAAUGUCCGUAAGUAGAAUAGUUAGAUGAUGGCACGUGCAUGCAGUGAGAUCUCAUGUAGCAGUUACAAUGAGUAAACCGGAUGCAGAAGCUACCUGUAUCCACUGAGUAAAUCUUCAAAAAACACUGCUGAGUGAAAGAAACAAGUUUGCAAAAUAAUAUGCACUGUUUGAUGCAUUUAAAAAAAUUAAUGCCCUAUAUCGUAAAAUUAUACUACUUCAUGAAAGUGGUUGCCUCUGGGUAGAAAGGGAGGAGAGAGAAUGAGACUACACCUCCUUAUUACCUGCGUCUGGGGCAGAUUGCGCUCCUGCCUCUGUCCCAUGCCGCUGUUGUGGAAUAUUUAUAGAAGGGAAUGCUGGAAUUACUAUAUAAAAAUGAACGAAUUUUUACAAUAUGCACCAUAGGUGAAUCUCACUAAAAUAAUACUGAUUAAAAAAAGCCAGACAGGGCUUCCCUGGUGGCACAGUGGUUAAGAAUCCGCCUGCCAAUGCAGGGGACACGGGUUCAAGCCCUGGUCCGGGAAGAUCCCAUGUGCCGCGGAGCAACUAAGCCAGUGCGCCACAACUACUGAGCCUGCGCUCUAGCACCCGCAUGCCACAACUACUGAAGUCCGCGCACCUAGAGCCCAUGCUCCGCGACAAGAGAAGCCACCACAAUGAGAAGCCUGUGCACCGCAACGAAGAGUAGCCCCCGCUCGCUGCAACUAGAGAAAGCCCGCGCACAGCAACAAAGACCCAACAAAGCCAAAAAAAAAAAAAAAAAGCCAGACAUAAAAGGAUAAACACUGGGGACUUCCCUGGUGGUCCAGUGGUUAAGAAUCCACCUUCCAAUGCAGGGGACGCAGGGUUCGAUCCCUGGUCAGGGAACUAAGAUCCCACAUGCCUCGGGGCAACUAAGCCCGCAUGCCGCAACUACUGAGCACUCGCGGGCCGCAACUAGACAGAAGACCACGUGCUGCAACGAAGAUCCCGUGUGCCGCAACAAAGACCCAACACAGCCAAAUAAAUAAACAAAUAUGGGGGGUAAAAAAAAGGAUGCACACUGUGCAAUACUGUUGAUAGAAUUUGCUGAGCGAAAUAAAGCACAUGCAGAAGUCUGUGUGUGAGGACUUCCCUGGUGGUCCAGUGGUUAAGACUCCGCGUUCCCAAUACAGGGGGCCUAGGUUUGAUCCCUGGUCAGGGAACUAGAUCCCACAUGCCGAAACUAGGACCCGGCGCAGCCAAAUAAAUGUUAAUAAAAAGUCUGUGUGUGGUGUGACACUAUUUCUUGUUUGUUUGUUGUUUUUAAAGCCAAAAAACAGUAAUGAAAGCUGCAUUUCCACCAGAAACACAGAUCUAAAGUAUCAUAGGAUCUGAAAAAUCAUAGCAUACAUAAAGGUUUUAAAUGUUUGCUAUGGUCUAGAUGAACUAUUUCAUUUUUUUAAAAAAUGCACAUGUCCCCAGGAAGAUAAGUAUUUAGGUAUUCUUUGCAACACUGUAAUAACAAAAUUGGACGCAACCUAAACGUCCAAGAUUAAUGAAUAAGUUGAUACACUUAUACAGUGGAAUACUAUACAAGUCAAAAUGAAUGAAUAUAACUAAGAAGAAUCAAUUUAGAUAGUUCCCUGAUGUUGAGUGAAAAAAAAACAGAUUUACAGAAUAAUUUAUGUACAGUGCUAAACGAUGUAUGUAAAUGUAUUAUAAGCACAAACAGGGCAGAGUUAACUGUUCUUGAGCACCUACUAUGUGCCAGGUGCCUACCUUAACCCCCAGAGCAACCCUAUGAGCUAGUUACUGAUACUCUGUCUUUUCACAGAGUAGGAAACUGAGGCUCGGUGAGGUGCAGCCCUGCCCAGGGACACAGCCGGAGGAAGCCUAGGUCUGGGACCCACUGGCCAGCCCCUUGAGGCCCCUCCCUGCUCGGCCGGUCCAGGGACUCGGGUCUCAGGCCUGGGCCAGGAUUCUGAGCAAGAAGCCCUGCAACUUCAGCCGCUGCUCCUGCCAUGCCCGCCCCUCACUCACCUCACAAUGCCUCCCAUUCAGCCCUGUCCCCGCUGCCAGGUCUGCGGGCUGGGAGGGGGGCUCCCGCUGGCGUCCAGGCAGGGACCGUUGCCAGCCUUCCCCUGUGCUGCAUUUCCAGGCUGGACUGGCCGUGCGAUCGGCAUGGCGGGGCCCCAGAGUGUCUCCAUGGUGCUGCUGCUUCCUCUGCUGCUGCCACUGGGGCCAACCUGGCAUGCAGCUGCCCAGCGCUGCCCACAGACCUGCGUCUGCGACAAUUCCAGGCGGCAUGUGGCCUGCCGGCACCAGAACCUCACCGAGGUGCCGAAUGCCAUCCCUGAGCUGACCCAGCGGCUGGACCUCCAGGGCAACAUGCUGAAGCUGAUCCCCCCAGCUGCCUUCCGGGACCUGCCUUACCUGACACACCUGGACCUGCGGCACUGCCAGGUGGAGCUGGUGGCCGAGGGUGCCUUCCGAGGCCUGGGCCGCCUGCUCCUCCUCAACCUGGCCUCCAACCGCCUGAACGCGCUGCCCCAGGAGGCGCUGGACGGGCUAGGCUCGCUGCGGCGGCUGGAGCUGGAGGGGAACCUGCUGGAGGAGCUGCGGCCGGGGACGUUUGGGGCGCUGGGCGCGCUGGCCACGCUGAAUCUGGCCCACAACGCCCUCGUCUACCUGCCCGCCAUGGCCUUCCAGGGGCUGGUGCGCGCCCGCUGGCUGCAGCUGUCCCACAACGCGCUCAGCGUGCUGGCCCCCGAGGCCCUGGCCGGCCUGCCCGCCCUGCGCCGCCUCAGCCUGCACCACAAUGAGCUGCAGUCCCUGCCCGGGGCGACCUUGUCCCAGGCCCGCGGCCUGGCCCGCCUCGAGCUGGGCCACAACCCCUUCACCUACACGGGCGAGGAGGACGGGCUGGUGCUGCCCGGCCUGCGGGAGUUGAGGCUGGACCACGGGGCCCUGCAGGCCCUGGACCCCAGGGCCUUUGCCCACUGCCCCCGCCUGCACACCCUGGACCUCCGUGGGAACCAGCUGGAUGCCCUGCAGCCGCUGCAGGGCCCGGGUCAGCUGCGCCGGCUGCGGCUGCAGGGGAACCCACUGCGGUGCGACUGCCGGGCUCGGCCCCUGCUCCAGUGGUUGGCGCGUGCGCGCGUGCGCUCGGACGGCGCGUGCGGGGAGCCGCGGCGCCUGCGCGGUGAGGCCCUGGACGCCCUGCGGCCCUCGGACCUGCGCUGCCCCGGAGUCGGGGCGGAGGAGGAAGAGGAGGAGGUGGCGGCCGCGCGGCCCCGUGUCCCUGACGGCACCUCCAAGGAGAAGGCUGGGGCGGCCAGGCCCUGCCCUCGCGCCUGCGUGUGCGCCCCUGAGUCCCGGCACAGCAGCUGUGAGGACCGCGGCCUGCAGGUCGUGCCCCGCGGCUUCCCCAACGACACCCAGCUCCUGGACCUGAGGCAGAACCACUUCCCCUUGGUGCCCCGAGAGGCCUUCCCGGGCCUGGGCCAGCUGGUGUCGCUGCACCUGCAGCACUGCGGCAUCACAGAGCUGGAAGCAGGCGCCCUGGCGGGGCUGGGCAGCCUGCUCUACCUCUACCUCUCGGACAACUCGCUCUCCAGCCUCAGCGCUGCCUCCCUCGAAGGGGCGCCCUGCCUGGGCUACCUGUACCUGGAGCGCAACCGCUUCCUGCAGGUGCCAGUGGCCGCCCUGCGCGCCCUGCCCAGCCUCUUCUCCCUGCACUUGCAGGAAAACGCUCUGGACCGCCUGGCACUGGGGGACCUGGCAGGCAUGCGGGCCUUGCGCUGGCUCUACCUGAGUGGGAACCGCAUCACCCAAGUGUCCCCCGGGGCACUGGGCCCCGCUCAGGAGCUGGAGAAGCUGCACCUGGACAGGAACCAGCUGCGAGAGGUGCCCACUGCGGCCCUGGAGGGGCUGCCUGCCCUCCUGGAGCUGCAGCUCUCGGGGAACCCGCUCAGGGCCCUGCAAGAUGGGGCCUUCUGGCCCGUGGGCCGCUCGCUGCAACACCUUUUCCUGAACAGCAGUGGCCUGGAGCAGAUUUCUCCGGGGGCCUUCUUGGGCCUGGGGCCUCGGCUCCAGAGCCUACAUCUGCAAAAGAAUCAGCUGCAGGCCCUGCCCGCCCUGCCUGGUCUCAGCCAGCUUGAGCUCAUCGACCUCAGUGGCAAUCCCUUCCACUGUGACUGCCAGCUGCUCCCACUUCACAGGUGGCUCACUGGGCUGAACCUGCACGUGGGGGCCACCUGUGCCGCCCCUCCCAGUGCCCGUGGCCAGAGUGUGAAGGCUGCAGCUGCUGUCUUUGAAGCCUGCCCGGGCUGGGCUGCCGGGAAGGCCAAGCGGACGCCGGCCCCCAGGCCUAGUGCCCAGAGGACCCCCAUGAAGGGAAGACGGCAGGGAGCGAACAAGGUUGGUUGGGGGCAGGUGCAGGGAGGCCUCGCUGGGUGGGUCAGGUUUUAAAGCCCCUGGGGUAGCAGGGAUCUGACUUGUCUUGGUCCCAAUUUCGUGAGGUUCUAGAUCUGGGUAAUGACCCUGUUGCUUCCGUUAAAAAAUGUCUAUCCCCCUCUCCGUACCUCCUCCACCUCUGGGCUAAGCCCAGAGUGGGUUUGUAAGGAAAUGACUGUUUCAUCCCACGGGACAAUGGCCUUUCCGAUUAAGCUGCAGCAUCCCAGGACCCUGGGUAUCCAUGAGAACCCCACAGUGACUGUUACUGCUGGAUUGCCAUUGAUUCAGCCUGUCCCCACCUGAUCUCGGGGGCCUCGCUCAUCCCUGGGGCGGGAAGAGCAGGAGUGCAGGUGUGUGGUUGGUGCCACGGGUCGGACUCCAUCACCCCCUUGACAUUACAUUUGCUGUCCGGACAAACCCAUUCACACUGGAACGCUCAGUUGUAGCAAAAUCUCGCAGCUCAUCAGAGAAGAGUGCGCAGGACAUGGGCACCCCUCCACGUGGCGACCCGUGCUGGGUGGUGAGGGGAUGUAGGGGAGGCAGACCUUAGAGGAAAGC